Messenger RNA from Aureobasidium namibiae CBS 147.97, 1545 nucleotides. RefSeq names its product general substrate transporter. Gene Ontology annotation, cellular component: membrane. Lineage: Eukaryota; Fungi; Ascomycota; Dothideomycetes; Dothideales; Saccotheciaceae. Gene Ontology annotation, molecular function: carbohydrate:proton symporter activity. Gene Ontology annotation, biological process: transmembrane transport; carbohydrate transport. The record is from RefSeq and is a predicted model, not a curated record. Bases 1 to 1545 code for a protein of 514 amino acids. The transcript is spliced from 3 exons.
AUGGCGCUUCCACCCAAGUGGUAUCAAUUCUUAGUCUCAGUCUUUGCCUCCUUGGGCUCUGUACUCUAUGGUUAUGAUCUUGGUGUCAUCGCCGGAGCUAUUGGCUCCAAGUCCUUCAAAUACCAAUUCGACCCUGAUGCCAACGAGACCGGUGCAGUGGUCUCCGUGUUUACUGGCGGUGCAUUCUUUGGAGCUUUUUUCGCCGGCCCAUGUGGUGACAAACUUGGAAGAAAGAUGACCAUCUUGAUCGGUGCCCUCGUCUUCAUUGUCGGUGGUGCUCUUCAGACUGCUGCUCAGAACCUACAUUACCUUUAUGCCGGUCGAGCCAUUGCUGGUCUUGGUGUUGGUAUGCUGGUCAUGAUCAUUCCCUUGUACCAAGCCGAACUGGCUCACCCGAGUAUCCGUGGUCGCGUAACAUCUCUGCAGCAAUUCAUGUUGGGCAUCGGUGCUUUCAUCGCUUCUUGGGCCGCGUUUGGAUGCUACACCUCUUACGGAGACCGCGACAGCCGACAGUGGCGUAUUCCGCUUGGAGUCCAGAUGCUGCCAGCUGUGCUCCUCGCUGCUCUGAUUUUGUUCUUCCCCGAGUCACCUAGAUGGCUCAUGUCAAAUGGACAAACCGAGAAGGGUCUCCAGACUCUCGCCAAGCUGCACUCCCAUGGUAACACCCAAGACGCCUGGGUCGUCGCCGAAUUUGAAUCUAUUCAGGAUGCCGUCACCUACGAGAAAGAGCACGAAGCAAAGUCAUACGCGGAGCUCUUCACCAACAAGUCAUCCUUCCGUCGUCUUUUCAUCGCUGUCGCUCUUCAGGCUUCCGUCCAGAUGACCGGUGUUUCCGUCAUCCAAUACUACUCGGUCGAGAUCUUUGCUCAGAUUGGUAUCUCUGGAGACGACACCCUCAAGUACCAGGCUAUCUCUUCCUUGAUUGCUCUUUUGGCUCAAUUCCUCUGCUUGAUGUUCAUCGACAAGUUCGGUCGUCGUUGGCCUCUUAUUCUCGGUAACAUUGGCAAUGCUCUCUGCUUUAUUGUUGCAACCGUCCUGCUCGCCAAGUUCCCCCCUAACGCUGAGGACCCCUCAAAGUCGAACAAGGGCGCCGGAUGGGGCUUCAUCGUGGUUGGCUGUUGGUUGUACAACUUCACCUUCUCGUCCACCUGUGGACCUCUUUCGUGGAUCAUCCCCGCCGAGAUCUUCGAUACCAGAACCCGUUCAAAGGGUGUCUCCAUCGCUACCAUGGUCUCGUUCGCCUUCAACACCAUGAUUGGCCAGACCACUUCCGUUGCCAUUGAUGCUAUUGGCUGGAGAUGGUACAUUGUCUUCAUCGUCUGCAACUUCACCAACGCCCUCUUCUUCUGGGCCAUUCUUCCCGAGACUGCCGGCCGUCCUCUCGAGGAGAUGAACUACCUCUUCACCAAUGCACCUCUGUUCGUUCCUGGUACCGCUGCUGGCAGCCGCAAGGGCUUUGCGACGGGAGAAUUAGAGGCCAGGGUCGAGGAGGUUGAGAGAAAGGGCUCGAUUACCAUUCACCAGGAGGAGACUCAGAGGAUUUGA